UUUGUUUUUAAUUAUUUUACGUGCGUUCUUGCUACUGCGUCUCUUUUUACUCCUUAUAUUAAUCGACUCUAUCCUUUUUAUUUUAUUUUCGGUACCAUUGCCUAGUUAAGAAAGCGAUUUUCCAUACACCAUGGUCGGCAUCGCACUUUUAAAUCUCGCGCGGUUCUCGCUGUACAUUGCCGCCAUUGUGCUCGCAGUCAUCGAGUUCAUCGUUGACGCCGUCGCCCUGGCCGCGCUGAACAACUUUGGCCUCAGCUCCGGGCCCGUGGGCGCCGCUGGGUGGACAAUGUUUGUCACCAUAAUCUCCCUACUCAUCCUGCCCAUACUGGCAUUUGGCAACGUGCUUACUCGCAAAAACAUUAAAUUCGUGCACCUCUUCAACCGCAUCCUCUACGAGCUGAUCAUCGUCGGCACCCUGUGUCUGUUCCUCUUCAUCUCUGGCAUUGUCAUGGCCAACUAUGCGGGCAGCGGCGGGUGCUUUGGAAUCUCAGUGUGCUCAAAGUUCAAGGCUGCUACGGCAUUCCCCUGGUUGUCGUUCUUUGUGCUCUUGGUGCUUUCGGUCGUGCUUACUUUGAUGCUGCUUAAGGUGCGCAAGAGCGGAGGCGAUAUUAAGGCGGCUUUGUCGUAUGAGAUCCAGGAUGAGUACCCGGCGGUUGCUGCUGCGCCCCCACAGACUGCAUCUGAGCCUUACCCGGCGGCAGUGCAGGGUGGCAACAUCAGAUAUUACGACUCUCACCCUGACGUCAGCAUGCCUGUGCCACGCGAAGAGGUGUAAAUAUUGUGGUUUAUAAGAAAAUCGGUCUUCUGUUUUUUUUGGUAUUUUAAAUUUCAUCGCACUAUUCCAACCGUGCUCCCGUUUCUUUUCUUUUUGAACGGAAUACAAAAUUGUAAUUUAGCAAAUACUUUCAAUACAACAGAGGACACGCGCUCCAAUUUCGCUACUAUGGAGCGUGACCGUGACCGUGACCGUGACGUGACGCGAUGUUGUUACUACCAAUACUGCUGCUGCUGCUGCUGCUGCUGCUGUUGGUGUGCAUAAAGGGGAACAAGGUCAGUUGGCGAUUGUGGCCUUUUUCAGGUCUUGUA
This is a messenger RNA of Kickxella alabastrina, 1086 nucleotides long. RefSeq lists its product as uncharacterized. The coding region runs from base 131 to 775 and encodes 214 amino acids. The record is from RefSeq and is a predicted model, not a curated record. Lineage: Eukaryota; Fungi; Kickxellomycota; Kickxellomycetes; Kickxellales; Kickxellaceae. Gene Ontology annotation, cellular component: membrane. The transcript has a single exon.